CUCCACAUUCCUGGGAUUCCAUAGUUCUGAUGUCAUAAGGGACGGAUCGCACUGUUCUCUUUAAACCUAUACGCGCCCUGUCUUGGGCGAUUUAUUACCAACAUUUACAUAUUGAAAUUACCAGAAACACAGUGAACGAGGCCAAAAACUAGUUUCGGAUUCCUAGGCAAGUUUUUCAAAGUCUGCGCGCGCGUACCUUUUUUGGUACAAAAAAAGUUGGAAAGUUCUUGUGCCCACACAAAAGUAGUCAUUGUGUGCUUUAAAACAAACUGCAAUUUGAGCCUCUUUCUAGCGGAGUAAACGAUUCGAUCUUUGAAAAAGAAGACUCCAUGUAGAGGAUUUAUGCACAGUAUAAGGGAACUUUCUUUGGAUUCUUUUUUUUUUUUUUUUGGAUCUUUGGAUUACAAUUUAGGGACUUAAGCAUAUUGCGAUCUACUUAACCGAAGGAAAAGUACAUACAAACGACAUGUAACCAGUACUGGAAGCCUGUAUCUAUUAAUGUCUUUGGGCAUGGGACAGUCAUUUUCACCUGUAGACUUCUUUGGCUGGGGGACUUACCUUCAAGACCAGGAGAAGACUUUCUAAAGCAAAGAGGCGCGUGUGGCGAGGGUGGUUCUGCUUCCAAGGCCCUUCAGCCAUGCCCUUCCGGAUCAAACUCCGCCGCACCAGGCGCUAUAACGUCUUGAGCAAGAACUGCUUUGUGACCCGCAUCCGCCUACUGGACAGCAAUGUCAUAGAGUGCACACUGUCAGUGGAGAGCACCGGCCAGGAGUGUCUGGAGGCGGUCGCUCAGAGACUCGAGCUGCGGGAGACACACUAUUUUGGCCUGUGGUUCCACAGUAAAACGCAGCUCCAGCGAUGGGUGGAGUUGGAGAAAGCCUUGAAAAAGCAGCUGGACAAAUUUGGCAAUGAGCCUCUUCUGUUCUUUGGUGUAAUGUUCUACGUGCCAAAUGUUUCUAGACUUGAACAAGAGGUCACACGGUAUCAGUAUUACCUUCAAGUUAAAAAGGAGAUACUUGAUGGACGACUGUCAUUUUCAGUAGAACAGGGGAUCAGGCUAGCUGGCUUAGCUGUACAAGCUGAUUUUGGAGACUAUAAUCAGUUUGAGUCCCAGGAUUUCCUCAGGGAAUAUGUACUGUUUCCAGUGAAAUGGACUCAAGAUGAAGAAGUAUUAGAAGACCUGACUCAGAAAGUAGCUCAGGAACACAAGAGCCACUGUGGAAUGCCACCAGCAGAGGCUGAGCUACUCUAUAUUAAAGAAGUGGAACAGCUGGAAGGCUUUGGACAAGAAAGUUUUUCUGCAAAGGAUAACCUUGCAAAUGAUAUUGACCUUGCCGUUUCCUUCAUGGGAGUGUUUGUCAAGCACAGGAAUGGCAGAUCAACCAGCACAUAUCGAUGGAGUGACCUUGGUAAUAUCACACACAACAAGUCAGCAAUUUCCAUAGAGUUAACAAACAAAGAAGAGACUACCCCAUUCCACACAGAUGACAUGGAAAUGGCCAAAUACAUUUCAAGACUGUUCACUGCACGACACAAAUUUUAUAAACAGAAUAAAAUUUGCACAGAACAGUCAAAUUCCCCUGCACCAAUCAGGAGACAGCAACUUUGGAACAGGUCCUCAUUGCCAAGACCAUUUAUCCUGCCACCUAUGCACACUCAGUAUGGAGAGCAUUACCAGGAAACUCGCACCUCACAAGACAGCAUUUUCCUUGAUGAAAGGUCCUACUACAGGUCCCAGACUAGCUUGGAAGGGUGCCCAGUCGACUACUACACAGUCCCAAAUGGCAGUGUGUACAGUGCACCCAGUAUGAACUCGCUCAACCAUUCCCAGAGCUUCAUCCAGGCUUCUCCAAUGUCCUCCAACCUCAGCAUUCCUGGCUGUGACAUCAUGAGACCAGACUACAUUCCUAGCCAUAGACACAGUGCCAUCAUUGUUCCCUCUUACCGACCUACCCCAGAUUAUGAGACCGUUGUACGCCAUCAAAGGGGUAUCCACAUAGACUGCCAGAGCCAGUCACUUAGGAACCUCAACAUCAGGAACUCCUACGCCUACGGCCAGCCUGAGGGCAUAGUGUACAGUCAGCCUGAAAUACGAGAGAGGGCCCAUUAUCCAUAUCCCUAUGGGCCUCCAGUUGACUACAACAAGCCUGUGGUCCCCUCUGCUCAGAUGAACCCCAACAGCUCUGCACAAAGCCAUGCGGCAGCAAGUGCCAUUUCCCACACAGUCAGCACCCCAGAGCUAGCCAACAUGCAGCAACAAGGCACUCAAGGCUAUAAUGCGGCCCACAUGCUGAGGAACCAUUUCUCUAGGCCACCACCCCCAUAUCCACGUUUCCGGCCUGCCACUAGCACGCCAGACCUAGCCAGCCACCGGCACAAGCCCGUCAGUGGCAGCAGCCCCGAGCCAGUAACGCGCAAGGUACAGUUGUCGGUGAAGACCUUCCAACAAGGUAGUUCCCCAGUGAUUCACCAGCCCCAACAGGAAGUCAGUGAACCACUCACAACUGUCAAGCACCAUUCAUUGGUCAACAAGCGCCACAGCCUGGAAGUGAUGAGCUGCAUGGUCCGUGGUAUGGAGGCUGUGACUUUGAAGACAUUGAACGCACCUCUGCCUCGCAGGAACACGCUGAGAGAGCAGGUCCAACCUGAAGAACCGGUUCAAAAGGUCCAAGAGGUUAAGCAGCCUCCACAGUACCAGCACAAGAAGACCUUGUCCAAUGCUACAAUGCUGAUUCAUAGCAGUGACAGUGAAGAAGAAGAGGAGACCCCAGACUAUGAUGUGCAGAUACCAGGGUUAAAUGAAGACAUCAGUGCUCAGCUGCAAGCAGCUUUGGCUAAAAUCCCCAACAAACCUCCACCGGAGUACCCAGGGCCAAGAAAAACGGUCAGCAGUGGAACUCUCAGGCAAGACCAGUUGAAUCAGGUCUCAGAGGAAGACACCGGGGCCAGGAUGAUGAGGGCUGGGCAGUGUCAGGUCAGCAGCCUCUCUCGCACCGAGCAGGUGACACUAAACGGUCCUUCACUCGGACCAUCUAUUUCGGAGCCUGACCUGACCAGCGUGAAAGAACGUGUUAAGAAGGAACCAGUUAAGGAGAGACCUGUUUCUGAACUGUUCUCUAUAGAAGACAGCAUUGUGGAGAGGGAAAUAAUGCAAAGGAAUUUAGAGAAGCAGAAGAUGGACUCUCUUAAGAGGCCGUUGAUGAUGGCGGCGCUAAAUGGUCUUUGUGUAGCAAGGUUGUCGGUUCCUGAGGACAACCAGGAGGACACUUCCAAAGUGACGACAGAUGAAAGGUGUAAAAUCCUGGAAAGGAAGCUCGAAGAGGAAAUGGUGUUCACAGAGUAUGAGCAGAUCCCAAAGAAGAAAGCUGAUGGCAUUUUCACCACGGCAGUGAUGGCAGACAACGCAGAGCGAAACCGCUUCCGGGACAUCGUUCCCUAUGAGGAAAACCGUGUUGAGCUUGUGCCAACCAAAGAAAACAACACCGGCUACAUCAAUGCCUCCCAUAUCAAGGUGAACAUUCGCAGCGAGGAGUGGCACUACAUUGCCACACAGGGGCCCCUGCCAAACACAUGCCAGGAUUUCUGGCAGAUGGUCUGGGAGCAGGGAGUGAAUGUCAUAGCCAUGGUUACAGCUGAAGAGGAGGGUGGAAGGCCAAAGAGCCAUAGGUACUGGCCUAAACUAGGCUCCAAGCACAACUCGGCAACCCACGGCAAGUUCAAAGUGACAACCAAGUUCCGCAGAGAUUCUGGUUGCUAUGCAACUACAGGUUUAAAGGUCAAGCAUCUUUUGUCUGGGCAGGAGAGGACUGUGUGGCACUUGCAGUACACUGAUUGGCCUGAUCAUGGUUGCCCUGAAGAAGUCGCAGGAUUUUUAUCCUAUCUGGAGGAGAUUCAGUCUGUGCGUCGUCACACCAACAGCAUGCUCGACCCCUCAAAGAGCAACAAUCCUCCCAUUGUAGUGCACUGCAGUGCUGGGGUGGGCAGGACUGGAGUGGUCAUCCUUACAGAACUGAUGAUCGGCUGUUUGGAACACAAUGAGAAAGUGGAUGUCCCCAUGAUGCUGUGGUACCUCAGGCAGAAACGCAUUUUACUGGUCCAGACUAUCGCCCAGUAUAAAUUUGUCUACCAGGUUCUCAUUCAGUUCCUCAAAAACUCCAGGCUAAUAUAGACUUGGGAUCACUCUGUCUGACAUUUGACUGCUAUUGUACUUUAGUCCUAAUUACUUCAAACCUAAUUAAUAGCACAUUGUUACAUAUAAUCUGUCUGAACAUCAAUAUAUUAUUUGAUGUUCUGACAUUAAGAAAAUAUGCUACUUUCUUUGUAGCAGGCUUACUAAUGUCAUUCAUAAUUUGCAUACUUUUAAACCUUCUGAAUAACACUUAUUAGUAUAGUAAACUGAAGUAUUGUGCUCUCAGUCUUUUCUAGUGUAAUAUGUUAAUGUGAAAGCUUUUUAUACUGGAUUAAAAAUACAUCGCAAAGUACUUCAUAUAUCAAUCAAGCCAUUUUGUCAAAUAAAGUUUAUACUGUUAUUUUCAGGCAAUCAUGUAAAAGUAAUAGGUAUUCCUGUUACAGACCUCAUUUCCAUUUUUUUAAGACACCUUAGGGCCAAAUUCAGUUAACUUUGAGAUUUUUUUUUUUAGCAAAAUAGAAAUAUAUGCAAUGUCAGUGAGGAUGCAUGCAAUACAACAAAAACAAUAAAUUAACACAUUAUUUAGAAAAAAAUGUAAAAGAUUAUCUAUAUAUUAUAUUGCAUCCUAAGCCUUGUAAACCAGCAUAGCCAAUAAAAGGGGGCAGGUUCAGUUGACAACUAUAGCAAAAACAACUGUCUCCAGUCUUUUGGUCUUAACAUUUAAUUUGACAAAAUAAUACAAAAAUGUGCACUUUAUGUUUGCAGAGUAUCCUUUAUGCAUGUCACUACUGUCCUUGUGCUAAAAAAAAAAAUAAUAAUUGAAACAAUGAUACAGGUCUUGCAUUUCCCAAUGUCACCUUUAACCUCUCUAUUUGAAUUUACGAUAAUCACUAAAGAUAUUUGACUAGUUUUUACUAGCAUUUGAUAUUCACCAUUCAGGUAUUGUUGCCGUCUGUGUUAGCUAUAAUGCUGUUGCCAUUAAAUAGUAAUAGAGACUUUGAUCAGUGGCAUUAAAAUAAAACAUUUGAACAAAAAUGGAAAAGCAGACAUUAAUGAUGCAGAAACAUACAUGUAUUUACUGAUUCACAAUUGAUUUUUUAAGUGAAACUAAGGAAGAGAACAUCACAAAAAACUACAGGACGCAUUAAAUUGGGUGUAAAUAACUGUAAUUGGGAGGAAAUGCCAUGUACCUGGUAUCUGCAGUUCAGAUGUACUCUGACUACAUUUUAAUGAAAUGUAAAAUCUUUACUCUGACAAUUUUAUUUGUAAUUCAAAUUUUACACUAUGCAUUCCUACAUUUUGUCUGACUUAACUGCUUUUGUGUGUUCUUACUCAUUGUUGUUUUUUAAAUACAGACAAUUGUAUUUUAUUACUUUGUAGUAAAUGUAAAUAACCGAUCAAAACUGCCAUAUCAAUGCAGUACAACGUUGGAACCAAGAAUACAUUGUCUACAUUGAUUAUUUCUAUUUCUAAAUAGAACUAUUACCCAUACUUCAUGUCUUAUUAGCAUCCAAUGGAUCACAAUGAUGCAGUUUUAUUCAAUUUUUUAUGUUUUCGUUUUAUUUAUUUGAGCUACGCAUGGCUCUAGAGAUAGGGCAGGGAGCCUGAGUUCAUUUUAAUGAAUCAAUUAACCAGUCUCUGAACACAAAGUUCCCUUGUUUUAGAUGGCCUCUGGACCAAAACUAAGUCACACAAACACAUAACCAGCCUUCUGGCAUUGUUCUGUCUCCUGAAUUAUGAUAUGAAAAAAGGAGGGGAGGCAAAACCUAAUGCAAUAGCCUUCACUACAUAUACAUUAAGUUUGUUGUGUGGUCACAAUGCUGUCUAAUUAUUAUUAUUAUUAUUAUUAUUAUUAUUAUUAUUAUUAUUAUUAUUAUUAUUAUUAUUGACAUUUUUAAAAGGCAGAGAAUAAGAGCCUAUCAUCUGAACACUAGCCUAAAAGAGACUAAUAAAAAAAAAAAAUUCUGUCUAUCUUUAAUGUAUGUGAUAUCAAGAGGAUUAUGUGUGAUAUGGUCAGAAUGAGUUGUUAUGAACUUUGUUUUAAUAUUAUAAAAUCUUUAAACUAUGCAUACUGUUUUUAUACUCUAAUGUAUAGCUACUUGAUUCGAUAUGUAAGCUCAUGAUUGCCUGCUAUAUAAGUGAGAUUUUUUACAGUAUUUUUUGCACUGUAUCCAGAUGCAUUUCUCUUCUAUUUUUAUUUUUGUUUAAAUAUUAUGACUCAUGCCUUCUCACAGGUAUAACAUACUGUAACGUAUGAAUUCACAAUGUUAUUCAAAUUUUGUAAAUCGUUUUUUGUAUAUGUUUUUACUUUAGUUUCCUUGUUUUCAUUGUUGUAACAAGUCUUUUUGUAAAAUACCUCUAUCAUUCUUAUUCACAAUAUGCAAUAAAACAUUACACUGUU
Messenger RNA from Polyodon spathula (Mississippi paddlefish), 6530 nucleotides. Its product is annotated as tyrosine-protein phosphatase non-receptor type 14-like. Gene Ontology annotation, biological process: protein dephosphorylation; lymphangiogenesis. The transcript has 19 exons. The coding region runs from base 638 to 4168 and encodes 1176 amino acids. The record is from RefSeq and is a predicted model, not a curated record. Gene Ontology annotation, molecular function: protein tyrosine phosphatase activity. Lineage: Eukaryota; Metazoa; Chordata; Actinopteri; Acipenseriformes; Polyodontidae. Gene Ontology annotation, cellular component: cytoskeleton.